Pecten maximus is the source of this 1709-nucleotide messenger RNA. RefSeq lists its product as uncharacterized. The coding region runs from base 678 to 1670 and encodes 330 amino acids. Gene Ontology annotation, biological process: regulation of apoptotic process. The record is from RefSeq and is a predicted model, not a curated record. Gene Ontology annotation, molecular function: death domain binding; protease binding. The transcript has 4 exons. NCBI's taxonomy places the organism in Eukaryota, Metazoa, Mollusca, Bivalvia, Pectinida, Pectinidae.
ACACUGGUGUUUUUGUGGUUAGUACACAUGUGUUAGACACAGUUCUACAUAGCAGUCCUCAUAUGUAAUGUAAGGCUUCAGAGUGAGGACAAUAUGUAAAACAAUACACUUUAAAUGGUUAUUCAACACUAACAACGGAAAACAUCGGCAGACAACUCUAAAGAUGUAUCAAAACGUACACAGCGAUUACAGAUUAACACAGCCAUGAAUGAAAGAGGUGCCUUUGGAGGCAGAAAUUUGUGGUGACUUUGUCCAGGCAAAGUGUGAUUUGGGGGUCAGUUAUAAGCCUCAAAAUGUCAGGAGACACCCCUGUGGAAGUGGAAGACAGACAUCAUGAAAUGCGGAGUACAGGAAGUUGUAACUCAACCAUAUUGGAAUGGAUUUUUGUGAGAUAUUCCAAAAUGUAACUACAAUUUUAAGAUGGACUGUACAGAGUUUAUAAAGAAAUCUUAUAGACCUUCAGAUAUGUUGUUCAAAUUUUGAUUUUUGAUUAUUGAAUCACGUGAUAUCUGAGGACAGUACUUUGGACAAAUAUAUCAGACUGAUCCAUUGGUAUAAUACAAAACACAGAAACUCCAGAAAUAAUAUCAACAUUUAUCCUGGCUCUGGCAGAUGAUGAAGAGAAUGUUAACCAGCUUCUGUCUAUGUAUGUCAAGUCAAUGACAUUUUGAAGCCUCAUGCUUCUUCUAGACAUGGAUUCGCGGGAGAAAGCCACGUUACAAAACUGUAGGAAUUGUCUAAUGGAGGAUCUGGACCCGACCAAGUCUUUCCUGGCCCAGCUUCACUACAGCAAUAUCCUGACCCAAGAUCAGGUGGAGAGGGUAGAAAAGCAGGUAACAAGGCAGGACAAGGUGGUGACAUUGAUGGAGAUUCUGCCCCGCCGUGGACCUCGUGCAUUCCGACAGUUUGUACAGGUUCUCAGGCAUGAUUACCAAUGGAUCAGUGAAAAGAUGGAGACAGAACUGAACAUACAGGAUUAUACUCAACGAAUCCGAACUGCUGUUGAGGAAAGAAUGAGAUUAAAUGGCGAGAUUCUCCGCGACAAGGAUUACAUACUUAAGGUGCUGUCAGAGACCAUUGUCCCGAUUGUGCUUCAGGAAGUGUCCAAUAUUUCUCCUACAGGGAGCCCCUCAGAGGCUCUCGAUCAACCUCUAAAAGACCUCAUAUCUGAUCAUUUGAUGCCUCUUCUAAAGGGGCCAGAUGGAGGAAAACUCAAGUUAGAUUCACUCCACUAUGAAAUUCUUCUCACGAAAAUUUCAGACUUACUGGAUGAAUUGGCAAAGCGGUGCUGGAAGUCUCUUGGACUAGAUAGUGAAGAUGGUGCCUGCACAGAAUAUUCCAUACCAAAGCUCAUAGAGAAACGAUUUGAAGAUAUGAAGGUUGAAGUACUUGCCAUGAAAAAAGAGGCAAAGAAAGUGAAAAAGGUUGAGGAGAAACUAACAGCAGAGAAUCAGAAGUAUAAAUUAGAAACAAAGACAUUAAAAGACGAGGUUAAAAAAUUAAAAUCUGAUAACCAAUCAAAUCGUCAAGAGUGCAAAAAACUAAAAGAUGAGUUAAAGAAAUCUAAAAUGGAAAGUGAAAAAUUACGACAGGAAGUGAAUAACUUAAAAGAAUUGCUGGACAGUAAUGGUAUAGACUUGAGGAUAUCGUCUGAAUUUCUGGGGACGUAAAAAAAAAAAAAGGUCAUAAAUGUUCAUUAAGGAUUUAAC